CGUCGCCGCCCGUUCUUGUCGCUAACUUCAGUGCGUGUGAGAUUUCAGUUUACAGCCGAGCCAGCGGAGGUCCGAGUUCGAGGAGACUUGGUGGUGCGAAGUUGCGAAGCGUGCGCGAGUGAUUCGGACUUUUGCGGUUUUGCGUUGACCGAAGAUGCGAUCUGAUCACGUCUGCCGACGACACGCAGAUUGGUAGCCGCGAUCAAGCGUAUUCCGGGCCUAGGUGCCACGAUUGUGACGCGCGCAUUCCCGCAAACGAGAACGAAAGAGAGAAAGAGUAAAAGAGGUAGGGAGAGAAAGAUAGAGAGUGAGAGAGAGAGAGAGAGGAGAGUGAGAAAAACGAGCGAGGGACGGAGCGGAGCAUGCGACCGCGCCUCUGCGACGUUACUCGGCGUGUCGAUGAGGAUGGGAAGUGCGCCGCCGCCGUUGCCGCCGACGACGACGAGGACGAGGGACAAAAGUGAGUCAGGGAUAGCGUCGUUGCGGUACGUCGUGCGGUGCUGCAUCAUCAUCGCUUAGGAAUGGUAUCGCCGUCCAAGCACCAAUACCAGCAGCAGCAGCAGCAGCAACAACAACAGCAGCAGCAACUCAGACAGCCGUCGAGAGAGAACAAGUUCGAUCCGCGACAAACCGGACAAACGCCAGAUAUUCGUAUACGAAGGGGCCCGCAACCUUUGGGAGAGAAGUCAUUCUAUUUGGACAUAAAGAACCAUGCCGUUGCGGCCAAGCUAGAGGCACAGAUCAGGGAGUUGGGUGGUGAGGUCGAAUUGUUUCUAGUGCGCAGUGUGAAUCUUGUAGCCAGUGAUAGAGUAGAUAAGGCAGGUCACACAAACUUCGAGGUACAUAGAUGGGCUUGCGGCGUCAGUGGUGGCAGUGGAGGACCUCGCUCCCUGAAAAGCGUCGAAGUCCCGACUCCUACACCCCCGACGCCGUUAUUGAGUUCUGAAUGCCCCUCGUCCAAUUCUACUCUGCGGGGUCAAACUACCCAAAGAUCUAAAUCGCGGGUGGAUGCAAUGUUGGAACGUGCUCUGACGCAACCACAACAGUGUUUCGUGGAUCCGCUAAACAACGCCCACAGUUGGGGAAUUCCUAUCUGGACGACGGAUAAGUUUCAGACUUGGCUCGACAAGAUCUAUGAAUCUAUCAAGAAUACUUCUAACUUGAAACAAAUCAAUCAACAUAGCUCGACGAAAGUCAAGCAUUUGAAAAGACCAUACGUGAAAUUUGACUCUAUCCACAGAGCUGCCAGACCAGUGUUCCUGGAAUUAUCAUCGUGGCCCACGUUAAACUUCGACGGUGAUCCUGGUUCGUGUCCUUUCGACGCAAAGAAGCAGGAGAAACGAGAAAGCAAAUUGACGAACAAAGAGGUCAAGGAGAAUAAGAGGGAUAUUGAAUCUAUAAAUAAAGCGGAGGGUAAAGAAAUGACUCGGAGACCCCGUGCCACCGCUGCACGUGCCCGCAGAACGGAACAGCUGGUCGCUGGCUAUUGCGAAAUUUGUCGUGUUCAUUAUGACGAUUUGUCGAAGCAUGUGCAAAGCGAGCAGCAUCUGAACUUUGUGGGGAACGACGACAAUUUUUUGUCAUUGGAUACAUUGAUCAACGGAGGCGCCAACGUGGAGGCGUUCUUAAAAUUAAACAGAUCAAAUAUUGAGAAAGACUGUGACUUAUUCCCCAAUGGAGAUGGCAAUCUUCAUAACGUAGUACUGCCCGAGGAGAAAGUUAACAAGAACACCAAGACUUUAAGUAACUAUACUGUUGAGGAUAUAAAAAUGGUGAAUGGUGCGCGCAGGAACCUUAAUCUAAAGUUAAGCUCGCCGCAUAAUCUGCGUACUCGUACGAAACACGAGAGCGGGCAUCUCCUCAGGUCAAAGGGCAGUCCGUGGCACGAAGUCGACAAGAGUGAUAAAUUGUAUGACAAAUUGGAUGGUUUUACCAUCAAGAAGCGCUCGAAAGGUACUAUCUGGAUCGAGGAGGAUGACCCGGACGAGAAAUACACGGAGGAUAUCCUGAAGGGACCCAAGCAGGAAGACUACAAACUCAGACCUUUCGCGAACAAUAUCGAGUUUUACAACAGUAAGGAAGAUAAUAUCAAUAAUAAGCACAGUAAUCUGGAUCCACCAAAGUUGCAAUCGAUGAUCGUACAUAGAAAUGCGCAAAAUGGUAUUAUAAAUUCGCGUCACAUAUCGGAGGAUCCAGAUUAUCUCAAUAACAAGAACGAAUGUAACGGUGAUGAAAACGCGGGUAUUUUAGAGUGUGCGGUAAAAGAAGUCGACGUAGUCGACAAUAGUUACAUUGUGGGAAGUUGCAAAGACGAUCCGUUUCAGAGAGACAAUUGUGCGUUGCAAGCGGACAAGGUGACGAUAGACCCGAGAAAAUUUUCGUUGAGUGAUGCGAACGAGAUCAUUUGCAACGGGCAUAACGACAAGAGUGAACAGAGGGACUUGAAAGUGUCGCAAGGAGAGAAUACUCGGCACGUGAAGCCUAAGCAUCCGCGCGUGAAUCGGAGGGGCGGCAGAAGUAUUAGAGGUCGAUAUCGACAUCGACUAUCGGUGGAAGAACGUUUGAUAGAGGACAAUCGUGCCUACUACAAAGUGGAAGUGUUGGGCAAUAAGCUGCGAUCAAGUGCGGUGCCAGGCGGCAAUUCGCAGCACGCGGCAUCGAAAGAUGGCGAGGACGAGGAGAAGAAGGAGGCUCCGUCGAACGAGAAGCCAGUGGUAGUGCGGUUUAAACGCGUGAGGAAAUCGGAAUUGUCGUUGUUGAGCGACGAGGCGGAGUCCUUUAUGUUCGGCGAGCCAAAACGAGACGAUUCCAGCGAGCAAACCAGUGAUGGUGAGCAAAGUAGUGUGCUGCCCAGAGAGACGGACAGCGAGGCCAACGAGAAUGUCAAUUCAUCCAUGUCACCGAAUUCGUCGUUAAAUUCCAGUCCCAUUAAGCAGGAGAUUAUCGAAGAGGACUCGCAGGAUUCCGUGCACCUGGGCAGAGCAAGGAAGAGAAGACGUACACAGGCCGAAGCGUUCAUCAAGGACAAUACCGACUACUACAAGUUCGAGACGCCUGGCAGCAGGCUAAGGUACCAGGCUCCAUUGACCGGUAUCAAGGACACUGCCGUGGAUGGCGGUAGGGAACACGGAACGACGAAGAAAUCAGCACAUGAACCGGAAGAUUGCAAGCUGCAAGCCGAAAACGUUGUCGAGAAAAUUUAUCCGUCCAAGCCGUCGGCAGAGAUCGAGAAGAUGCAGUUUUCCUUCGAGUCGGUACCUAAGUCCGAGCCGUGGUAUCAAACGUAUCAACGUCAGGACACGGGCGCCGAGUUUUGGCAUUGCUUUAGCGAGUGCGACGCGAUGAAGCCUUUUCUCCUGCCGUACGAGAUCGAGAACUUCCAUGAGACGCUGUUGAAGGCACAGAGCAGAAUCGACAGCGGCAGGAGAAGAGGCCGCGGUCGCGGCGUAGGUUCCAUGGGACGUUCGCCAAGGAAGAGCCCGCGUUGUCACGCGUCCACGUUAGCUAUUAUGUCCACCAUAAUCCGCAAAAGGGAACAACAGUCGUCGACUCUACCUACGAUAGAAGAGUCGCCGCCCGUCAAAUCGCGCGUGAACACCCCCAAGCUCGAACAAAAGCCAGAUCUCAAAUUGGACGUGGACGAGGAGAUAAAAGAGAUGGCGAAGACGAUCGAUGAGAUGUUAAGCACAAAAAAUAUGGCCGAGUUGGACGAUUCGUUUGAGCCCGAUUUGGAUUUGGCGCAGGAUGGUUUUUGUGAUACGAACUUGCCGAAGGGCGCACCACCGAAUCUAUUGGAGUUGCUCGACAACUGUCAGGACAUCACCAACUGUCUGGAGAACAACUCGUCGUGCGCUAGUUCGGAAUGUGGUGAGGCAAGCACGGACAUUCCUCUGAAACGACGGAAACGAAGAAAAAAUCGGACCGGCUGGCCAGUUGGUAACAAGAUGAAGAAAAAAAUACAAGCAAACAGCAAGAUCUUGGCGGACUGCGACCGGGAAUCGUUGGCGGAGAAGAGACCCUAUUCUGAUGGCGGUUUUGCCGGACGUCGCACGCUGGAUACGGCCACCAGAUUGGAGGGAGCUGAUUCUCAGGCGUCGAACAUCACGUUGCCGACGGCUGCAGAACGACUGGGUGUCAAUCAGAAAAGCAACGAUGACGCUUCGUUGGAAACCUGCACCACGUCUCACAAAUCGUAUCCCGAGGCGCCCGGGAAGAGAAACAGAAGCAUAGAGGCUACCAGCAAUGACAACACGGGCCUAUCAGUGUGUACGGAUAACUACAUAGAGUCCGUCUCGGAAAAUGCGUGCGACGAUGGGACGAAUAAGACUCAUCUGUCGAACAAAGAUUAUCCAUGUAAAAAAUCUCCUCUGUCGGAGAUUGAGGAGGUCAUGGAGAACGAUACGGGCAACGAUGAGAAUCACGAGAACCAGAAGAACCUGUUCGGCAGGAAAGAUGUCAACGCGAUCGCCGAGAACUUGGUCGCGAAGUCAUCGCCCAUCAGGAAGCAACGGCAGCGCGACGUCACCGUCACCAACGCCGAUGGCUGCGAGCCGCGGGACACGGAAAUCGAGAAUCAGAAUAAUGUACAGUUGCAGUGUAAAAAGGAGGAGACCGGUAUAGUUCCUAAGAAACACCACAAUUCUAGUUCCGAGUUAUCGCCGAAGCGGCAGCUGCGCGGUGGCAACUGCGAGGAGAACUCGUCCGACACGGGGGAAUUGUUGAAACGUCGUCACAGUAUAAUGUUCGCCGCGACGAGGCGCGGUCGGAUAGGCUCGCGGAAACGGAUCUACUCGAGAAAACGUCAACCGAGAACGGCCGUUACCCGCAACAACGUUAAUCUAUCGUCGCCUGAUCGCGUCGGGAUGAUAUACGAGGUCGAGAAUUGUAAAAAGGAUGCCUACUUGAGUAUUACGCCGUGUAACAAGAAACAGCCACCAGGUUCCGGGGUGCGCGGCAGCGUGAAGCGCAAAAGCGAAGCCAUCUCGUCGUCGGACAACAUCCAGGAGUCGUCCGAUCCGACGAUAGACCACGUGUCGGAACGCGUCAGUCCGUCGAUAAUAUCGUCCACCGAGCUCGAGCAGCGUCGUUCGAGCAUCGAGUUCCAGCCGGUCGUACGGAUGAUGAAGCUCGACGAUCAGGUGGACAUGGAUCACAAUAUAUUGUCGACAGUGACGGUGGCGAGCAACCGGCGGUUGAGAAGUUCCGGCGGCUCGCCGCGAUCGAACCCCAAACCGCCGAGGAAACGCGUCAAGUCCGGCCGCGGACAUUUCGGCCGGUGGUUGAAGAGCAGCUGAAAACCUGGAGAACGGAGACGCGGAAGAAAGAGGCUGCACUUCGGCUUAGAUUUCAACGAUGGUGGUCAGUUAUCGAUCUCGCGAUCCGAUAUCCCAUUCCGCCACAGUGUACAUUGUGUAUAAAAAUAUUAUUUGUGUACGUAGAAUAGUAUUUAACAUCAUAGUAUUAUACAUACAUAUAUAUAGGUAUAUCUUUCUCUCUCUUUAGUGAUACCAUUCUACUUAGUAACGUUCUUUCAGGUGGUUAGUUUUAACACUCCCCACCCGGUAUGUCCCACUGUGUACAUUCUUUAGAUACGGUCGUUGUGUUCUCAGAGACGGAGCAGUUACAUCUUUUUUUUACUAGUACCAUGUCGUUCCUCAUUUUUUUAUUUCUUUUUUCUCUUCCGUCAUAUUAUGUAAACGAAAAUUGUGUAUCAUUUUUAAUAACAGUCGUUUCAUUCAGAUCACGAUUAAGGAUUAUAUUUCUAUUUAGAGUAUAUUACAUUUUAGAGUACGCAAGACUGCAUACAGCUUUAUAACAUUGUAAUCACAUACAUACCACACAUACACAUACAUACAGAAACACAUACACAUUUCUGUUACAUUGUGUAUAUUAUUGAAGGUAAUAAUCUUUAUUUUCGAUUCCCCAGUAUAUCCAAAUACAUUAUUUCAAGCAGAAUUGCUGUAAGUCGCUCAUGAGUUCAGAAAGAGAAAUUAUUAUUAAAGAUAUGCAAAUUUUC
Temnothorax curvispinosus is the source of this 6016-nucleotide messenger RNA. RefSeq lists its product as uncharacterized. The record is from RefSeq and is a predicted model, not a curated record. The transcript has 7 exons. Gene Ontology annotation, cellular component: nucleus; Dbf4-dependent protein kinase complex. Gene Ontology annotation, biological process: regulation of cell cycle phase transition; positive regulation of nuclear cell cycle DNA replication. NCBI's taxonomy places the organism in Eukaryota, Metazoa, Arthropoda, Insecta, Hymenoptera, Formicidae. Gene Ontology annotation, molecular function: zinc ion binding; protein serine/threonine kinase activator activity; nucleic acid binding. Bases 522 to 5294 code for a protein of 1590 amino acids.